UCACUUGAAUUGAACUUAACUCGCAUAUCUGCAAAGGUUCUUAAAGCAGUUAGGUAUCAGUGGGCGUUGCAGGAGGGUUGAUGGGAGGUUACAUAAGAAGCCGGCCAGGCCUCCGCACGGUCUUCGUGUCCUGGAUCUGGACAAGGGUCACAAGUCUCUCUGUGUCUUUUUGCUGAAGGAUUCAGUUGGAGAAGUGACCUAAAGUCGACACACACACAGCAGCCACUGCAGACAAAGACGAGAUGAGGAAGCCCAAGAAAAAGAGUGCAACUAUUUUUGUCUUCCCAAUAAGCAUCUUUUUCAUCGUUGUCAAUGUGUUCUGCGAACGUUUCUCCUACUAUGGCAUGCAAGCCGUGCUCGUGCUGUACUUCAAGUACUUCCUGAGAUGGGAUGAUGACUUUGCCACCACUAUCUACCAUACCUUUGUGGCUCUCUGCUACCUGACGCCCAUCCUGGGAGCCAUAGUGGCUGAUUCAUGGCUCAGCAAGUUCAAGACUAUUGUUUACCUGUCCAUUGUUUAUGUGCUGGGACAGGUUGUCUUGGCAGUAAGUGCUAUCCAUGAUGUCACAGAUAAAAACAAGGAUGGCACCCCCAACAACAUGACCUUCCACAUAUCCCUGUCCAUGGUGGGUUUGCUCCUUAUUGCUCUGGCUUCAGGAGGCAUCAGACCUUGCAUGGCUGCCUUUGGUGGAGACCAGUUUGGUGACCAUCAGGAGAAGCAGAGGAGCACCUUCUUCUCCAUCUUCUACCUGUCCAUCAAUGCUGGUACUCUGUUGUCCACUGUCAUCACUCCCAUCCUCAGAGCUCAGGAGUGCGGUAUUCACACGCAGCAGAAAUGCUACCCACUGGCCUUUGGUGUCCCCGCUGCUCUAACGGUGGUAGCUCUGAUUGUGUUCAUUGUUGGAAGUGGGAUGUACACUAAGAACGCCCCUCAGGGCAACAUCUUGGUCAAAUUUCUUCAACAGGGACUUCUUAUAAUCCAGCCUGAUCAGAUGCAGACUGUCAACCCUAUCUUGAUCCUGGUUUUAGUGCCAGUCAUGAACAGUUUGAUCUACCCACUGAUUUCCAAGUGCAAAUUAAACUUCACUCCGUUAAGGAGGAUGACUGUUGGGAUGUUCCUUGCUGCGCUUGCAUUUGUUUGUGCUGCCCUGGUCCAGAUACAAAUUGAUAAAACCCUGCCUAAGUUCCCAUCAAGCACUGUUGGCCAAGCAAAGUUCAUCAACAUGCUUGACAGAUCACUGGACGUCAAAGCUGGAACCAACGGGUUCACCUUGAAGCCUUACACGGCCAAUGAUGAUUACCUGACCUUUGAUGAUCCAUUUCUACUGAAUCUAGGGGUAAAUGCCACUUACCCAACUGGUUUAGUGGAUGGUAAUCGUAGCACUGUAGUCAUCAUUCAGGAUGGGCCUCUACUCCAGCCUUUAGGGUUCAUGGACAUCAAAACCAAGCCAGAACAGGGCGCUAAUGAUAUCAGAUUUUUUAGUGGCUAUGACUCACUUUUGAAUGUAACAGUGGGUGACCAGGACUUUGGGGAGAUCACCACCAACAGCAUGUCAAAAUAUGUUGGGGUACCACGGGGACUUGCAAAGUUCCUGAUCAAGAGUACUACUGGACAGGAGUGUGUCUACAGUCAAGAGCUGGGCUUCGCCAGCUCCUUCACCUUGAUCAUCCCGCCAGCUUUCACAUUUGGACAAAAUUGUGAACAGAACAUCCAUCCAGUGAUGGACAUCAAGCCCAACACCAUCCACAUGGCCUGGCAGAUUCCCCAGUAUUUCCUCAUCACUGCAGGAGAGGUGGUCUUCUCUGUCACCGGCCUGGAGUUCUCCUACUCACAGGCACCCAGCAACAUGAAGUCUGUUGUGCAGGCUGGCUGGCUGUUCACUGUUGCUGUAGGUAACAUCAUUGUGCUCAUUGUGGCCGAGGCUGCAACGCUCCCAGAUCAGUGGGCCGAGUACAUCCUCUUUGCCUCUCUGCUGCUGUUCGGGUGCUCCAUCUUUGUCUUCAUGGCUUAUUUCUACACCUACAUCGACCCAACCCAGGAAGAAGCCCGGUUUGCCCAGAGGGAGCAGGAAGAGUGUAGAGAUGAACAGGUGCAACUCGUUUGAGAACCGCAAGGAGGACAGGAGGAGCUCUGACUCCAGCUCUGACGAGGAGGAAGUCAAACAGACCAAGAUCUAAAGUGGCCAUCCUCCACGGCUUUUCCCUCUUUUGUACAAAUGCUUGGUUCUGUGUUUCAUGUCUGAGUCCAGUACACUACUGAACAUGUCGUGGUUAGAAUGAAUGAAUGGAUGGAUGAGUGAAAUGGUGCUGAUGUUAGCAGAACACAGAAGGGCUUUGAUGAUUAAGCUCUUGGUGUACAGUGUUGGUGAAGGGAUAAAUCAAACACUGUUAUCACCAUUUCAGCAAAAAACUUUGAGAGUAAAUUCAUUUAAACAGGUUACUCAUAUCAUUAAAAUCCCCAGAUCUUUACUUUACUUUAUUUUUACAGUGAUUUAUUUUGCACUGUGUAGCAACAUCUACAUAUGUAAUUUCUAGUUUCAUAGGAUUUUAUGAUGUGCCCGAGUAAACAUACAAAGAAACCAUUCCAACAUGUAUUUAUUUCCAAGCACAGUGUUGUAUGUAUUGUAAUAUAUUGUGUUUUAUAUGUGUAUGAUAUUCUCAUCUGCUCCAGGGAAAAAAUCUAACACCAAAUACUGCUUAUUGAGUCAUGAAAAUGUUUCAUUAUAUUCCAUAUUCAAUCUCAGAUUUCAUCUUGGCCUGGUAGAACACUGCCCUGUGAUAAUGGCUGCUCACCAAAGUCUUCAAUAAAGAUGCUACCAAGGUGUUGUUGUCAA
This is a messenger RNA of Epinephelus lanceolatus (giant grouper), 2834 nucleotides long. The record is from RefSeq and is a predicted model, not a curated record. Lineage: Eukaryota; Metazoa; Chordata; Actinopteri; Perciformes; Serranidae.